GAAUUAGCUGAUUAUUACAACGUGACAGGGAACCUGAUGCAAUCCUUACCACCAUCCUCCAAAACUCAAGGUUCAACUCAUGUUAGUGAUCAGUUGGUCUAAGAUGUUUAUUCUCCAUAGAGUCAGGACCAGAAAGCCAUUGAACAUCAGCAAACAUGGGAGACUGGGGUUUUCUUUCCACGUUACUGGACAAGGUGCAGUCCCACUCAACGGUCAUUGGAAAGAUAUGGAUGAGUGUCCUGUUCCUGUUCAGAAUCAUGGUUCUGGGUGCUGGAGCGGAGAGCGUGUGGGGCGAUGAACAAUCUGGUUUCAUAUGCAAUACGCAACAACCUGGUUGUGAAAAUGUCUGCUACGACUGGAUCUUCCCCAUAUCACACAUCCGUUUCUGGGUCAUGCAGAUCAUCUUCAUCUCCACUCCAACUCUUCUGUACCUGGGCCAUGCCAUGCAUGUCAUCAGCCAGGAGAACAAGCUGAGAGCCAUUCUGCACAGCCAAGAAGAUAAUGGCACGUUGAAGAAGCCCAAAUACACAGAUGAAGCAGGGAAGGUCAGAAUUAGGGGAGAUUUGUUGGGCAGUUACAUGACCCAGCUAUUCUUUAAGAUCAUUCUAGAGAUCGCUUUUAUUGUUGGCCAGUACUACCUGUAUGGGUUUGUCAUGGUUCCCAUGUUCCCUUGCUCCAAAUCUCCCUGUCCCUAUACUGUAGAAUGCUACAUGUCUCGUCCCACAGAGAAGACCAUCUUCAUCAUCUUCAUGCUGGUGGUGGCCUGUGUGUCUCUGGCUCUGAAUGUGAUUGAGGUGUUCUAUCUGCUUUACACAAGAGUGAGAUGUGGCGGCUCCAAGGGACGCACUCAUCACACUACGUCAGCAGCGAACCCCGCCACCCUCCACUCCUCUGGGUGGUCUGGUCGCGUGGAUACUGAGAUGGACCCACUGAAACAGAACGAGAUGAACCUGGGGUUUGAGAGUGGGCAGAGUUUAGGGGGUAGUCUGGAUGGAGCCACACAAGAGAAAAGGUUGCUAGGUGACCACUAAGACACUUGAAAGUUAAUUAGCCAUGAUUGUAUCUUGAUCUUUUGUAUUGUUGAAAAUCUGAAUGAAUACACUACCUGUUUUGCUUUCUUAUGUUUAUUGAUUUAAACGCAGUGCACUAGUAGUUAGUGUAUUUUAUCUAUUGAUGUUGAAUGUUUACAUUUACAUUUACAUUUAAGUUAUUUAGCAGACGCUCUUAUCCAGAGUUUACUGUUCAAUUGUGAAUGUUUACUGUUCAAUGCCAAUACACCUUGAAUAGAAAUGCAAUUCAGUUAUUAUAUCCCAAUGGUAUGUUCUAUGUAACAUUUUCUGUUAUAGGAAGCUUUGGGAUUUUGUAAAUCUAUUUCCCCAGUCAGAUGAAUUCGUGGAUACUAUUUCUAUGUCUCCAUGUCCAGUAUGAAGGAAGUUAGAGGUUUCGUGAGCCCAUGCUAACUAGCGUUAGCACAAUGACUGGAAGUCUAUGGGUAUCUGCUAGCAUGGAGAAGUUGAUAAAGGGCCUCAUUGCCAAAAUCCCUACCACCUGGGGUCUUGAAAUUAUUUGUAUAUUGCCUGAUGAAUGUUAACAACUGAGAUAUUGUCUAUCCUACAAUACAAUCUAGAUAUGCAGUGUUUAUUGUUUUGAAGGAAUAAAUAAAAUAUAUUGUAAAAAAAUUAUGUUUUAAAUGUUUGUAUUAAUGGUGGUUGCAUGAACCUUAGAGACUGAAAACUCAUCAAACAAUCACUGAAACAUGUUACAAUAAUACACAUGAAUAGUAGAGUCUCUUAGGACAGCAUUUAUGGAAAUAUUGCUUUUAAAUGAACAUCACUGAAGAAUAAGAUCUUAAUUUGAUCACUAUUUUCUUGCUGUAGUCUAUUUAAGGUUUAUCAACCCCUACAAAAAAUCCAUGAAUUAUAAUCCACCUAAUAAUUCACAUUUCCUGUUGCUGCAGGAUUAUUUUCCUGCUGUAGUAAACUGGCUCAAAUUAAGAUCCUACAUCUGUAUGUCUCCCAACCCU
Molecule: messenger RNA, 2023 nt
Organism: Oncorhynchus gorbuscha (pink salmon)
Lineage: Eukaryota; Metazoa; Chordata; Actinopteri; Salmoniformes; Salmonidae
Gene: gja13.1
Product: gap junction protein alpha 13.2
Exons: 2
Coding region: 156-1031 (291 amino acids)
Biological process (GO): cell communication
Cellular component (GO): connexin complex
Source: RefSeq, a predicted model, not a curated record